Messenger RNA from Arvicola amphibius (Eurasian water vole), 450 nucleotides. Its product is annotated as 60S ribosomal protein L11-like. Gene Ontology annotation, molecular function: RNA binding; structural constituent of ribosome. Gene Ontology annotation, biological process: translation. Lineage: Eukaryota; Metazoa; Chordata; Mammalia; Rodentia; Cricetidae. The coding region runs from base 1 to 450 and encodes 149 amino acids. Gene Ontology annotation, cellular component: ribosome; cytosolic large ribosomal subunit. The transcript has a single exon. The record is from RefSeq and is a predicted model, not a curated record.
AUGUCGCCAGAUCAAGGUGAAAAGGAGAACCCCAUGAGGGAACUUUGCAUCCGCAAGCUCUGCCUCAAUAUCUGUGUUGGGGAGAGCAGGGACAGACUGACCCGGGCAGCCAAGGUGCUGGAGCAGCUCACAGGCCAGACACCUGUCUUUUCCAAAGCUAGGUACACCAUCAGGUCCUUCGGCAUCAGGAGAAAUGAAAAGACUGCUGUUCACUGUACUGUCCGUGGAGCCAAGGCAGAAGAAAUUCUGGAGAAAGGCCUGAAGGUGCGGGAGUAUGAGUUGCGGAAAAAUAACUUCUCGGAUACUGGGAACUUUGGCUUUGGGAUUCAAGAACACAUUGAUCUGGGCAUCAAAUAUGACCCAAGCAUUGGGAUCUACGGCCUGGACUUCUAUGUGGUGCUGGGCAGGCCAGGUUUCAGCAUCGCAGAAAAGAAGCGCAGGACAGGCUGA